Molecule: messenger RNA, 2535 nt
Organism: Dinoponera quadriceps
Lineage: Eukaryota; Metazoa; Arthropoda; Insecta; Hymenoptera; Formicidae
Gene: PIG-A
Product: N-acetylglucosaminyl-phosphatidylinositol biosynthetic protein
Exons: 9
Coding region: 635-2053 (472 amino acids)
Biological process (GO): GPI anchor biosynthetic process
Cellular component (GO): glycosylphosphatidylinositol-N-acetylglucosaminyltransferase (GPI-GnT) complex
Molecular function (GO): phosphatidylinositol N-acetylglucosaminyltransferase activity
Source: RefSeq, a predicted model, not a curated record
UUGCAGCUCGACUCUCGUCACUAUCCAGUGAAUCUCAAACAGCAUUUCGAACGUUAAAUAUUAUUGAAAUGAAUUUUCGCUUCUCGUAUUAACAAUAUCGUAUGAAUUGAAUAUAAAGUUCACUAUGUAAGAGUAUUAUAAUUUUUAAGGAAAAAAUUGUCUCGCAGGAGCAAACGGACCGAUAAACAGUCCCAUUGUGAGUCACAUUGAGAACCUUUGUGCGCACGCGAUACGCCGUUCUUUGCCGCGUUUCUUACUUGAUCACAAGCGUGAUAAACAUUUUUUGCAACGGUGAAAAACAAAGUGUUUAUUGCACUUGGGCAGUCCUUGCGUUCCAACGGAAAGAUAGUUCAACAAAGCUCGAGGCAAGAUAUCGUUGCUAUUCGAAACAACAAGGAAUUCGAUAGAGUGAGUCCCUAAAAGUCAUUGGCCGAAACGAUCUUCAUCCAACACAGAUGUCAGAAGCGUACCGCUCGAAGAUCGGAUGAUCGAGGAGUGAAAACUAUCAAGAGCUAUGAGUACAAAGCAUCUUGAGGAAAAAUGGAACAUUCUUGUACAUGAUAUAGCCUUGGACGCUCGACACUCUCUGAUGCUCCAUUAGUCUGAUACAGUAACAAUGUGACAGAUCCUGCAAAUGACUUUGCACGCGACACAGGCUUCACCGACGAUAUUGCAAUUCAGCAAGCGUCGCGUUAAGCAGUAUGAGUCAUGUGUGGGUGUGAAGAUGAACGGUGUAAAACACAAGAUUUGCAUGGUCUCGGAUUUCUUUUAUCCAAACAUGGGAGGCGUAGAGGAGCAUAUUUUCAAUUUGUCUCAAUGCCUGCUGGAGCACGGACAUAAAGUGGUGAUACUCACACACUCCUAUGAAGACAGAGUAGGAGUAAGGUACAUGACAAAUGGUUUAAAAGUGUAUUAUAUCCCUGUAAAAGUAUUCUACAAUCAGUGUGUACUCCCAACGAUGGUGUGCUCUCUACCACUCAUUAGAUACAUAUUCAUAAGAGAAGACAUACAGAUAAUACACGGCCAUUCAGCAUUCUCUGCUUUAGCGCACGAGGGAAUGUUGAUUGGUAGAUUAAUGGGACUGAAAACAGUGUUCACAGAUCAUUCUCUUUUUGGCUUCGCUGAUGCCUCUGCUAUUCUGACAAACAAAUUUCUCGAGAUAUCAUUGGUUGAUUGCGAUCAUUGCAUAUGCGUGUCUCACAUCGGGAAGGAAAAUACGGUAUUGCGAGCAAAGGUGCAAGAAGAGAAAGUCUCGGUUAUUCCAAAUGCCGUCGAUACCACAUUAUUCACGCCUGAUAUCAGUAAACGGAGCAACGAUUUUAUUACCAUAGUAAUAGUAUCGCGACUAGUGUACAGAAAGGGUGUCGACCUCCUAGCCCAUAUAAUACCUGAGAUUUGUUCGCGCCAUAAGAAUGUACAAUUCUUAAUCGGUGGAGACGGUCCAAAGAGAUGGCUUAUAGAGGAAGUGCGGGAAAGAAACUUGUUACAACACCGAGUUACCUUGCUGGGCAGCUUAGAGCACUCGCAAGUUAGACAUGUCCUGAAUAAGGGUCACAUCUUUCUAAACACGAGUCUUACAGAAGCUUACUGUAUGGCUAUUGUAGAGGCGGCUUCUUGCGGUUUGCAGGUAGUGUCGACGAAGGUUGGUGGGAUCCCAGAAGUCUUGCCAGCGGAUCUAAUUUAUCUCGUGGAGCCCACUGUACCUGCGUUAAUAGAAGGUUUGGAAACAGCCAUAGCAGACUACAAAAUGGGUAACGUCAGAUGUCCGUUUGAAGCACACAGGAGAAUAGGCUUGUUCUACAAUUGGUUCAACAUUACCAAACGUACCGAGAUAGUGUAUAAUUUGGUGAAACAUGAAGCCAAGAAGAAUCUAGGACAGCAAUUGACAAAUCAGAUACGAAGUGGCGUAUUGGCCUACCUGCUCGUGGUAUCACUGUGUUAUAUAAUACUACAGAUUUUGGAAUUCCUCGUUCCGAGAAAGUACAUCGAUAUCGCGCGAGAUUACAGUGAAAUUCACGUUGUACCAUCCAACGGGAAAGGAAAAGAAGACUAGUCAAUUGCCGAAAGUCCGAACUUUUCAAUUGUGUGUUCACGUAUUUUAUUCUGUACUCUGAAACAUUCCAGAACUCGCGUCUCCCCUGCAAAACUUAUUGUUACAGGUAAUUAAAGUACACCUCCGCAUGAAAAGAACAAUCGUCGUUGCAUUUACCGAUGGAAUUUUUAAGGAAAUUAUAUAUAUAUAUAUAUAUAUAAAAUUUCCUUAUAUAUAUAUAUAUAUAUAUAUAUAUAGAUGUUGUACAGGUAACGAUGUAUAAGUAACAAAACAUGCGCAAAGUACAAAUGUCAUAAUACUUGUUUGUAGAGUUACAUACAAGUGAUGUAACGUAUCGUGAUGAUUUCAUUCACGUCAUCUUGCUAUCGUAAUUGUUAUUACCUAAAACUAAACGAUAGCGCGCGACGUGUCGCCUUAUGUUGAACAUUAGAUCAUUUAUGAAAAUAAUGUAACUUGUCCAUUAAAUGAUUUUUAUUAUGAUA